GGCUGGUGCAGCUAGAGGGGGGAGGGGCUAGUCAUUUGGAGCUAGCUACAGUAUAGAUCUAGAAUGAUUGUCUCACUGCCUCUCCUCUGGGCUUGUGUGCUGUGUGUGCUGUGUGCAGCAAGUGAGCAGCUGAGUGAUGAGUGCCUCUCCUCUGUGGGAGGUCCCCCAGAGAGACCCCCUGCACAGAUACUGGAGCAGCUGACCCUGGGGGGUCUAGUACCAAUCCAGUACUACUAUGUAGACGACUCCAACAAAGGCAAAGGCACACACUACAAGUACUCGUAUGAAGAUAUCUCUGAGAUGAUUACGCAAGCCAAGACCUUUGUCUCUCGUGUGCUUGAUACACCCCCUCCCCCUCCACCACUCACACACCCUCACACCUCCACAUGGCUCACACAGCUCACAGACAUCUGGUUGGUCCAUGCUCUCCAUCGCUACAGAGUGGCUGGACUCAGUGUGUGUGUGUACGGGUCCACAUCUCCUUGGUAUGAGAGCCUCCUCCUGGCCAUGGGGGCAGCUUCUGUCACCACUAUAGAGUAUAAUCGUCUGUCCUAUGAUCACCCUGACAUCACCACACUGGUCGUGGGAGAGGGGCGUGGCAGCAGUAUGGGAGAGGGGGGUGGCUUGUGUGACAGAGCUCUGUCUCUCUCAAGCUUUGAUCAUGACGGACUUGGUCGCUAUGGUGACCCCAUCAAUCCAAUAGGAGACCUACUUGCCAUGGAAACAGUAAAGCAAGAUCUUCGGAGUGACGGCCUAUUAUUUUUAACAAUUCCAAUUGGACUAGAUGUGGUGGUUUGGAACCUCCAUCGGCGCUAUGGGAACCAUCGUCUCCCCCUCCUGUUAUCUGAUUGGACGGAGGUUGAGUGUGUCGGAUGGAGUGCUGAGUUGGCACAGAGCAACGUCUCCUACACAACUGUCUAUGAGCCAGUGUUUAUACUUACCCCUAAACUGAACACUGACCCAUUGUAACUGUAUAGAACAUAAUUUAUACGCCUUCAUUUGUUUGUUGUAUAUAUUAAAUAAUUAUAAUCAUUUUCAUAUUAACUUCAAA
Molecule: messenger RNA, 1051 nt
Organism: Halichondria panicea
Lineage: Eukaryota; Metazoa; Porifera; Demospongiae; Suberitida; Halichondriidae
Exons: 4
Coding region: 64-969 (301 amino acids)
Source: RefSeq, a predicted model, not a curated record